AUGGCAGAAUCCCAAAAUCCGGCUCCUGGCCUGAUUGGAUCGACCGCUUUCGCGAUUUACUGGAGUGCUUCCCUCUUCAAGAUGAUACAGAAUGUAAAGUCCCGCCGGAAGCAAGCUCGUGACUUGGCAAAGGAGCUCGAGUCCUUGCAGGAAAUUCUACAGAGGUUCAGGAACAGCAUCGAUGCCACCCCUGAGAAUAGCCUCGUUGAUCUUGGAUUUCCACUGUUGCAAUGCGGCAAUGCCUGCAAGGUCUUUGAAGAGAAAAUUGACAGAAGCUCAAAACUGUCGGGAGUCACCAUAAUAGAUUUUCGAGAUUGGGCCCACCUAAAAUACAUGGACGAAGACAUUGAUGCUUUUAGACGACUGUUAGCCAGCUAUAAAACAGCAUUUAUUGUCGCUCUGGCUAAUGCGGAUGGCAGCAAAACCAACAUCCCUGCCGAUGGCCGUGAACACUACAAAGACCUCGCCGAGAACGCGGUCGUUGAUCUUGAAGCUCAUUUGGAGAGCAUUGAUCGAAGGCUGAAUGACCUGCGUACCGAAAGUUCAACAAAGUCAGAAAUAAAUACCGAAGAAAUUCGUUUGACAACGGCGGAGCGAAAGAGCUUACAGAAAUGCCUCCAAGUGUGCAUACAUUUCUCCAGUCGUAUCGAUGAUAUUCCGCACAAUGUAAAGAAUAAAAAAAUUAGCUCUCAUUGCUUACCAGAGCGAGCUGAUGUGGGGUUGAGGGAAGACAUGAAGAGCCUUCUAAAUAUGGAAACCAAGCUUGAGAGCCAUAUGAAAGCGUUGAUGGACAGAAUAUUGAGCAAGUUCAUGGCGGCUGCCAAUUCCCCACAAAAUAUUGAAGAUAUGAUCAGGUUGCAAGAGGAAUGGGAGACAAUUCGCCAAUGCAUGCGUAUCUGCAUCAGAGCAGAGAAUGAUCUUAACGGCAAUGUCAGCACGAUCCACAAUUACGCAGCGGGUGAUGCCAUUCAAUUCAUAGUUUCAACAAACGGAAAUGCUAUCAAAGGUGAAAACAGAGCGUCGGGAUGGAGAACGAGGCAGGUCGGUGGCCAUAUAAGUGAUGCUUCUCUUCAACCGUUAGCAAAGGAUAUGGCCAGUGUCAAUUUCUCGGACGUCGACGACGAGACUUUGUCCCAUGCAGUCGAAGAGAACCAACGCAACUCAGGACUUGAAGAACGUUAUGGGCGAGGCUUCACGCUGAGGACUAAAGAAUCUGUGUCAGAUGGUGGUUUUUGGACUUCAUCGGCCAGAAGCGGACCUCGGCACACUCCAGAGGCACACUCCAGAGCCUUAACUGGAAGUUUUAUUCUUGGCAGCGAUCGACACGAAUCAGAAGAAUAA
Penicillium nucicola is the source of this 1341-nucleotide messenger RNA. RefSeq lists its product as uncharacterized. The transcript is spliced from 2 exons. The coding region runs from base 1 to 1341 and encodes 446 amino acids. The record is from RefSeq and is a predicted model, not a curated record. NCBI's taxonomy places the organism in Eukaryota, Fungi, Ascomycota, Eurotiomycetes, Eurotiales, Aspergillaceae.